Molecule: messenger RNA, 3398 nt
Organism: Staurois parvus
Lineage: Eukaryota; Metazoa; Chordata; Amphibia; Anura; Ranidae
Source: the annotation of a GenBank genome assembly
AUGAACGGCUUGGCGUUCGACGAAAGCUCCCUGGACCAGCUGGACCCGUCCCUGUGCCUCCAUGAGAGCAGCGACAUCGACACGGCCCUGCUGAGCGACAUCGAUGAUAUGCUUCAGCUCAUCAACAAUAAUGAAAACGAUUUUGGGUUCUUCGAUGCAUCAUUUGCAGCAGUCAAUACCCUGGCCCAAGACCCCAGUUCCAAAGUGGACAUCGCAGUGGACCUCGCAGGAGGGGCUGCCCUCAGCUCCCUGGAGGGGUUACUGGCCGCCCCCUACCAUCCCCACCUCCACCCCCAGGAAGAUGUUUCCGCUGUCCACUCCAAGUUUCCACAGCCCACCAGCUGCCACCCAACCUCAGGACAAUCGCAUGCAACAGCUGAAGCUCAGCUUACAGAGCAUGGUCAAGGAUGAGCCCAUGCAAAUCUGCCCCACCCCACAGCAUGUCCAGGCUAAGCCACCCACCACCCAGCAUCUGCAGGGCAUGCUAUUCGGGCAGAGCUUGGUUACAUCGGCGCAGCCUCAGUUCAACAACCAGCCCGUGGCAGGAUACCAAGAGCAGAGCGCUGAGCCAGCUACACAGGUGGUGUCCAUCCCACACAGCACAGCAAGUCAACCCCUGCAGAGCAUCACAGGUCAGCCUCUACAGAGCAUUGCAAGUCAGCCAUUACAGAACGUGGCCAGCCAGCCGCUGCAGAGCAUUGCAAACCAGCCUCUGCAGAGCAUCACAUCACAAGCUCCGACACUGCAGACUGUGGCUGCCCAACCUCUGCAAACUCACCCCUCUCCACAGAUCCAGCAGCCUCUGACCAUCCACGCACAGAGCAUCUCUUCUCAGCAGUUCCUGACCACCACCAGCGCCACUUCCAUAGCCCCACAAAUUCAGCAGGUGCCGGUUCUGCUUCAGCCUCAUUUUAUCAAAGCGGACUCUCUGGUCCUUACGGCGGUAAAGACAGACACAGGGGUGAUGUCGGGCAUCAAAACAUCGCCAACCAGCACAACCAUCCAGACUACACCUCUGCAGAUGCCGGCCUUGGUAAGUGGAGGAACCAUAUUAACCACAGUACCAAUAAUGAUGGAUGCCGACAAGUUGCCCAUCAACCGUAUAAAUGCCGGUGGAAAGAUGGCCAUGUUGAACUGCAAAGGAGAAAAACGUACUGCUCACAACGCCAUCGAGAAGCGCUAUCGAUCCUCCAUCAAUGACAAGAUCAUUGAACUGAAGGACCUUGUGGUGGGAACAGAGGCCAAGCUGAACAAGUCGGCCAUUUUGAAGAAGGCCAUUGACUAUAUUCGAUAUCUGCAGCAGAGUAACGUCAAACUAAAACAAGAGAACAUCAUGCUCAAAAUGGCUGCCCAGAAAAACAGUACUUUGAAAGACAUAGUAGCGGGUACAGGGGUUAAUAUGGAUGGUGUGAAAGCAGAGAUGAUGGAUGUCCUAACGCCACCCCCCUUCGGAUGUGGAAUCCCCAUCACACACUGGCAGUCCGCUAUCCCAGUGUAAUAGUGACUCCGAGCCAGACAGCCCCUUCACUGAUGAAGCCAAGGUGCAAGUCAAGCAGGAACUCCCAUCUCCUCCUGGUUCAGGGAUGUUGGACCGCUCUCGCAUGGCACUCUGUGUUUUUGUAUUCCUCUGUCUCUCCUUCAAUCCCCUGUCCUUCUUGAUGGGUGGCUCCAGGAGCCAAGAGGCCUCGAAUGAUGCCGCAUUUCAUGGUGGCGGGAGAAGCAUGCUGGAAAUGCCUUACUCUGAGAGCUCUUCAUGGUUCAGCUGGUUUACUCCAUCCGUUCUCCUCUGGCCUAUAAACCUGAUCAUUGUGCUGUGCGUCUUCAUUCGCCUCUUCAUUUAUGGUGAGCCGGUCACGCGGCUGCACUCAGAAUCCUCAGUCCAGUUCUGGUGUCACCGAAAACAAGCCGACGUUGAUCUGUCUCGGGGAGACUUUGCCCAGGCCUCGCUUCACCUCUGGAAAGCCCUGAAAGCUCUGGGGCGACCUCUCCCCACGUCUAACUUUGACCUUUGCUGCAGCCUAAUGUGGAGCGUCAUACGCUACGUCCUUCAGCGGCUCUGGGUGGGAUGCUGGUUAGCUGGGAGAGCUGGAGGAUUCCGCAGGGACCAUCAGCUGAAGGACGAUGUGAGGAAGAGCUGCAGAGAGGCUGCCCUGGUAUACCACCGCCUCCACCAGCUGCACAUGACCGGGAAGCACGGAGGAGGUCAUCUAUCUGCCAUCAAUAUGGCGCUGAGUGCAGUCAACCUGGCAGACUGCGCUGGUAACACCAUCUCGGUAGCCACGCUUGCAGAGAUCUACGUGGGAGCGGCAUUGCGGGUCAAAGCCAGUCUGCAUCGUCGCUUCCAUUUCCUGGCGCGCUUCUUCCUAUGCAGUGCCCGCCAGGUGUGCUUGGCGCAGAGUGUCACCAUUCCUCCCGCCAUGCAGUGGUUGUGCCAUCCUCUGGGCCAUCGCUUCUUUGUAGACGGGGACUGGAGUGUGCGGAGCUCCCCCCGGGAUACCAUGUACAGUACAGCUGGCAGUACAGUGGACCCUCUGGCUCAGGUGACUCAGGCUUUCCGUGAACAUCUCCUGGAAAAGGCUUUGUAUUGCGUGGCGCAGCCAGAACAGGGAAAACCCAUGACUGAUGGGGAGGGGGAGUUCUCCGACGCUCUAGAGUAUCUACAGCUGCUGAAUGGGUGCUCAGACAACGCUGCUGUGCCCAAUCACACAUUUUCUAUCAGCUCCAGUAUGACCGCCGUCACAGGAACUGACCCCGUGGCCAAGUGGUGGGCCUCUAUCAUAAUCGUGGCUAUCAACCGGCUUCAGGGAGAUGAUGAAGCAGCACAGCGUCUCUACCCAGUGGUAGAAUACAUGCCGAAAUCUUUGCAUGCCACAGAAAACCCUCUACCUAAAGCUGCCCUGUAUGCUUUCAAAGCAGUAAGGAUGCUCCUGGGGAAGCAGGACAGCACUCAGGUCAGCCUGAGUCAAUGUGACAAGGCCAGUGGAUACCUGCGAGACAGCCUGAACUCCAGCCCUUCUAGUAAUGCCAACAUAGACAAGGCGGUGCAGCUCCUAAUGUGUGACCUUCUCCUGGUGACCAGGACGAACAUCUGGCAGCAGCAACAGCAGAAUUCGGCGGGGCAACAGCCGAGCCUCAUCCACCCGGCGUGCCCCCAGGAGCUCAGGGGCUUUCAGCUGGAUCUGAGCAGCCUGCGAAGACUGGCACAAUCCUUCCGACCCACCAUGCGCAGGGACUUUCUUCACGAAGCCACAGCUCGACUCAUGGCGGGGGCCAGCCCGACUCGAACGCAUCAGUUGCUGGACCGGAGCCUGCGCAGAAGGGUACCUCCAUAUAGUAAAGAAGAUAUAGCACGGCUGGUCAGUUGCAGCGUGACACUUCCGACCCUGCCCUGUCAAUAA